AGCAGCGCCAGUCCCAGAAUAUGGCCAAUAAUGUUGCUGAGGGGCGGGGAGCAGCACGAUCUGCAGACCCAGUGAGUGUGAGAGUCUGGCGGGGUGCCGUGGAGAGGAAGCAGGCAACGGUGGCAGAUAUGGGCUCAAACCUCUGAAUCACAACCCGCCCUCUCACAAGCAUCUCGGACACUUGGAGCGACUAGUUUGUCGGAGGGCUUUUGCUUGUGGUACUCAUCAAGACUGGUACACUGAAGGUGCCGAAAAGCAGGAGCGGGAAGGUUUACAGUUACAUUCCGACGCUCAGCACUGGUCUCACCUGCACGACCGGUGAAGAGGUCCGCUGUGAUAAUAAUGCAUCCAGAUAAGUACUUACCUGAACUGGUGGCCGAGAAAAACAGCUUGGAGCCCUCUUUUGUGCAUGCGGUGCGCCUGCUUGCUGAAGAAAUUGAUAAGUAUGAAGGUGAUGAACUGAGAAAAGAUGGCGCCAUGAAGAAAUAUCUUGAUAUUAUCAGCAAUAAAAAUAUCAAGCUCUCUGAAAGAGUCCUCAUCCCAGUCCAACAGUAUCCAAAGUUUAAUUUUGUUGGGAAGCUGCUGGGACCACGAGGAAAUUCCAUGAAACGAUUACAAGAAGAAACGGGAGUGAAGAUGUCUAUCCUAGGCAAAGGGUCCAUGAGGGAUAAAGGCAAGGAGGAAGAAUUAAGGAAAAGUGGGGAGGCCAAAUAUGCCCAUCUGAGUAACGACCUUCAUGUUUUAAUUGAAGUCUUUGCUCCACCUGGAGAAGCCUAUUCCCGCAUGAGUCACGCCUUAGAGGAGAUUAAAAAAUUCCUAGUUCCUGACUACAAUGAUGAAAUCAGACAGGAACAACUGAGAGAGCUCUCCCUGUUGAAUGGCUCUGAUGACUCGAGCAGAGGAAGGAGCGCACAAGGGAGGAGUGUAAGACCAGCGCCUGCAAUAUCCACACGGAGCCACAGAGGCACAGGAGGGAGUGCAGCAGCACCUCGGGGGACAACGGUGGCGACGCACAGCAAACCUUCCACAUCUGUUUUAGCGAGGGAGAUACAAGCUUCAAGAGCCUGGGGGACAGCAGGGAGUGCUGGAUACAGGCCCCCGCUGUUAGCAGCCACACAUGAAUCAUAUGAUGACUACGGCUAUGAUGAUGGAUAUGGUGGAGAAUAUGAUGAUGACACCUACGAAGCCUAUGAGGAUAGUUACAACAGUCAGUCAAGCAUUUCAGAAUAUUACAAAUAUGGACAUGGAACGAGUGAUGAAUCCUACAACUAUGAGGAAGAGUGGGCGACUACCCAUCGCAGUCCCAAAGCCCCUGUUUUACGGCUGACAAGGGGCGGCUACAGGAAACAUCCCUAUGGUAGAUACUGAAGGUGCUCCCGAUAUGUGACCUCCAUUUUUAGACUAUUUAUAAUUACUUUUUUAAUUCCUCAUAAAAUGUUGUAACAGUUACUUCUUGUCUGUCUCCUUCAGAAAUUGAAUUAAAAAAAUAGCACAUAAAAAAGCACAUAAAUACACAAAAUCUAACAGUAUCCUGAUUUUUUUUUAAAUAAAAGUCUUAAAAAUACAGAGAGGAAAAGAAGAGACACACUGAGUCAUGUACAGGAAGGUUGUUCUUAAAACUGGCUGUUUAAAUUGCAGUUUCAUCAGAUUUUUGUCCUUAUAAAUUAUACAUCAAAAUUUGACAAAGUUGUUUCCAUUUAUUGCCUUUAAUCCAGUGAUUAUCAAGGUUUACUAGACAACCCUGUAAUGCCAGGAUUCGAGUACACAGUAACUUUGUCAUACUGUAGCUGUGCAUGUUUGAAGUACACAGGUGACUUCACUGUUCCACCUAACAGCGCCAUCAUUUGUCUUUUGCUUCCUUACAUUUGUAGCACUGUGUGUUUUGGGGGGUCAGCAUCACAGAGAACGUAUUGUUGAAGUUGUCAGACAAGGAGUGGAAAAAAAAACUUACAUGCUAUUCGUUUUGUCCUGGCACAUCACAUGUCAGGUGGCUACAGACAUAAAAUGAGCAAGAGACUCUGCGGUUCCACAGCUGCCCUGGAGUAUGCCCUUUCAUGAACACACACUAGUGUAUGACAAACUUUUUGGUUUCCUUGAAACCCUGCCUAUCUUACGGCAGGUUACCCAAAAUCAUUUUACGGGCAGGAUGAGCCUUUAACCAGACAGAACUGCGGUGUAAGUGUGACUCCCACUCCAAGUUUAAAAUGAUCCUUUUUCAAACUCCAUCACCUUUCUCCACAGUUCACUGAUUGGUCUGGCUGUGGGCUCCAUCUGGUUUAAGUGGAUCUUUUCCUAACUAAUACCUUAAAGCGAAAACGUAACCUUGUGAGAUUCAAACUGGCCUCUUCAUGACACAGUUUUUUUCCACGGGCGUAUUCAGUAUUUGGCUCAAUAAAAAUAAACCAAGGGCGGUUUUCUGGUUAAUUUGUCUCUUGAAGCUACAGAAUAGCGUUGGUCUCCAGAAGCUCCAUUUCCUGUUUGACUCCAACUGUGGUUUGAUUUGCAAAAAUCAUAAUUAUAGCAGCAGACAGAGAACCACACAACUCUGAACACAAAUGAACUGAUUAACGCCAUUAAAGGCAAAAGAUGGAAACCAACCCUUGAAGACCUGAAUGCGAACUGACUAAAUUGCCUAAAUACUCCUUCCAAAAUUUUUGUUAAAAAUCUAAAUCAGUCCUCAGAUUGUCCCAUAGCUGUCUGAUGACUUCAUGGCAUACAUGAGUUGAUAUCUAAAGUUAGCCUAAGUUACAUUGUGAAUUUAAAUUAUACAAUUUGUGAGUUCGUAAUCGUGCAAAACAUUUUUUUUUUUUUUUGUUUCUUUGUUUUGUUUUGUUUUGUUUUGUUUUGUUUUUGGACUGAAAGCAAUCGCCAAUGUAUAGUGUGUAAUUUAUAAUGCGUGUUUGUUCUGUGUGUAAUCUGUAUUUGUACUUAAAGCAUUUAAUAAAAACAACACAAACCUCAACACAGUGUGUAAGACUUUCUAAAUAGGUGGCUAAGAGACUAUAAAUUGGUUUUUAUUGUUUUAUGUUUUUACAGCUAUAACUGACUAUUGGAGUUUCUUGUUUCUAAAACGUAACAUCAGCUUUCUGGUAAAAGCUAACUCAUUUCAUAAAGAAAGUCCAACCUGUCCCAAAAUGCAUCAUUUGCUAAAUAAUUAAUAUUCCUGUUCAGUUGUCCUUGAUUCUUUGGUUACUUUCAUAUUUAGAAACUAAUACAUUUCUUUUCUUAAGCCAUUCUCUGACAUUUUACAUCAUUAAACAGACACUCUGAGAAUGAUACGGAGUUAGAAGAGGUAAGAAGUCCUCAUAUACUAUCAUAAUAAUGCCUUAAAUAUGCGCAGCGUUUGAAGCUGACUCCUGAAGAUCACAGUGGGCCCUACAGGAUGUAGUUAUUGGUAUUGUGUUUUUGCUAAGUAAAAAACAGUCUUUCAUGCGGUUCAUGUCUGCUAACCUCUUUCUGUACUUUUGUUAUUCAUCCUGCAAACCCUGUAUCACUGUAACUGUUCGUGUUUUAAACAUCAAAGCUGAAGUCCAUUUAGCGAUUUGAAUUCUCUUUUGUGAUUAGUACACCUGAAGCCUGGCUCUCAUUAAGAGUGUAGAUCACGGGACUGAAAGGAAGACUAAACAUUAAACAGAUUUAGAAACAUACUACAGUGUGAUUUCAUCGCCACAGACAGGAACAUAACAGGCACAGGAAGCGGCUCCCAGAGGACCGAGGACUGCUACUCAGCCAUCAGACAUGUUUGAGUCCUUCAUCAAUUAGUAAAGAAGCUCGAGAUAAAAUUGGCCUUGGAGAGAAAAGUUGAUGAAACAUGAUGGCAAAGACUAACAAGGACCCACAGGUUGUAUUAUGAAGACAAGUUGCAAGCCUAGUGGACAAUAAAACCUUUAACUUGUGCUAAAUCAUUUAAGUGUGAUAAUCUUUCACAUGUACUUAAAAAUGUCCUUAGGUCAGCAAACAUUCAUUUCAGUCAAAAUCUUCACAGGGUGAUAGUCCACGCUGUCCUUAUGUCUCUUUUGUUCAGGUUCAUCAUAAUAAUAUUUUGUAUUUUGGCAGACGAUAUGGCCUAAGGUAAAAACCUAACAUUGAAAAUCUAUGAGAAAAGCGCAGCAUGAAUACGUUACAUAUUUCAGCUGUGUUGAAAGGUGUUGUCAUCCGGCGGCUGCUGUCAUUUCCAGCCCCAGUGCAUCCCAUGUCUGUUCCCUGCUCACUAAUAAAUGGUUCACUUAGUGCUGCCAAUGCGAACAUGUUAGUUCAUUAAGCAAGUCAAGCCCACUGCUGGUGUUCUGACCAGAUGUCACAGCUACUUUAUGAGCCCAACCCGUGACUGCCCCCAGAAUAUACAGCAGCAGCCAGUCACAGAUCACACCUCAUCUCAGUUUCUGAGUGGUAGUCAUAAUGAAUGGUGCCAUCUGCACACAGUGAUUAACACCUGAGAUUGAUAGAAGCAAUACAAGCAUCACACUGUUUUAAAUAAAUGUCUUCUUUCUGAAUUUGUUCGUUCAUAUUUGAUUUACUUAACAAUAAAUCAACUCCGUUUCAAACGUGUAGUUUGAACAGCUUGCGGGGCUGAAGAGUCAGAUUUAGUGCAGAAGAUCAUCCAUUUCUUAUCAUUUUGGCUGGAAAGGGAUUUCAUGAAUCCUCUCAACUGUAUAGCAGACUCAUUUCAUCAAAACAUCCACCCUUGAUCCUGGCAUUUAUUUAACUCAUUUGCUCUAUGAUAUAGCCUCCACACAACCUGCCAGCCUGACAGCAUGGCAUUUAUCUUCCUCGAUAUCAUUUGAUCUAAAUAUCAGAAACACAAAGACACCAAAAUGGGUCAGGAUCUAGGCAAGUACCCAGAAAUGUUCACUGAUGCAAAACAGUGCAUAGCAAUAAGUCUAAUACAUGGCAUUUUCCUCCAGUCAGGGAUGGGUACCUGAGCAAACUCAGCUCUGUUUAGACAGCUGCUUGAUGAGCCAGAAUAAAAAAUGAGAGCUUAUAUUCACCCGAGUGUAAAAGGGCCUCUUCACCACUGUAGCGCUUGUGAUGAAACUGUGUGAAGAGUCCUUGACGUGUUUUGAAGAUGUUCAUGCUGUUUCUCUUGCAACAGCAGGACUGGGAUGUAAGCCAGGUGACAGAAGGUGAGGAUGUACAGCUUGAGCUGCAGUUUUCAGGAGGGUGAAGACAGACUACUACAUCUGAUCUUAACUUUUACACACAAGCCUGCACCCCAGCUCAUUAGAGCUAUUUCUGGAGAUAUGCUGAAUUUUCACAUGUUUUGUUGUGCUGUGCAUUUGGUAAGCAGCAAGUGAAUUGGGCUAGUUAUGUUUUCCACUGAUGAAGUCAUCUGCAGUAGUCUACAAAACACCUUCACAAAUAAUGUCCUGCUUUGAUGUUAUUUUGUUUGUAAUAUUGUAGGAAAGGUUUUGCUGGAUUCAGUUGUCUUUGAAACAUUUGUAAAAAGGUUUAAAUAGCCCCCAAAAAAAUCCUCACAUAAACCAAUAUUCAAACUGGAAAAAUCAAAAUCAAAAUCUACAUCCUUUAUUGGGAUUUUCAGCCACAUUGGGCACAAGAUGUAAAUCUGCAGAGUAAGAAAUAUUAAAAAUCAGUUCUCUCUGAAUAACAUCUUCACACAAAAAGAGGCUGAAUCUAUUCCCAGUGAGUGUUUUCAUGCACGAUGCAGACACAAGCUGCUAAAUAUAUGUCCAUAUUUACAUUACAAAUACCUAUUUAUAAAUACAAAACUUUUCCUUGGCAGCUGGGCUUCUAUAGACGACAGGAUUAGACAUACAGUCAGACAUAUGCAGAUGUAAGACACAACCCAAGUAAGAUUUAUUGCUACAUAUAGUCUGUUUAUUUGGCCUCAUUUAAUACCAGAGGUCAUUUCUGUGGUGCUUUGAAUAGUGUGAAACCACCCAUUGUGUUACUUGUGUGUCUGCACAAUAAAAAUACAUUCAGUAAG
Molecule: messenger RNA, 5944 nt
Organism: Monopterus albus (swamp eel)
Lineage: Eukaryota; Metazoa; Chordata; Actinopteri; Synbranchiformes; Synbranchidae
Gene: khdrbs2
Product: KH domain containing, RNA binding, signal transduction associated 2
Exons: 13
Coding region: 343-1368 (341 amino acids)
Biological process (GO): regulation of alternative mRNA splicing, via spliceosome
Cellular component (GO): nucleus
Molecular function (GO): mRNA binding; poly(A) binding
Source: RefSeq, a predicted model, not a curated record